Messenger RNA from Andrographis paniculata, 1841 nucleotides. Its product is annotated as trihelix transcription factor ASIL2-like. The record is from RefSeq and is a predicted model, not a curated record. Gene Ontology annotation, cellular component: nucleus. NCBI's taxonomy places the organism in Eukaryota, Viridiplantae, Streptophyta, Magnoliopsida, Lamiales, Acanthaceae. Gene Ontology annotation, molecular function: transcription cis-regulatory region binding. The transcript has 2 exons. The coding region runs from base 339 to 1451 and encodes 370 amino acids.
AAAGAUGCGUCUUUUUACUCUUUCCCACUGCCCAACCGAACACGGACUUGCAAUUCCCCAAAUUUCCAACCAAUUCUCGGCCAAUUCGACGUCGAUGAUAUAAGAUCCAACCCUAAUUCCAGAAUCGAUUAUUUCCUAGAGAUUGUUAUUUAAUUCGACGCUCGUGUUCCUGGAAGCACCAAAUCGUAGGAGCCAUUCGAGCAAUGCAACCCAGCUGAUUCGAGAUUUUAGGUAUUUUAUUUGAUUUCUCGGAGAAACCUUGUGCCCUAACAAUGGCGGAAAUCAAAAUCUGAUGUUGGUGGAUAUAAUCUCUGGAUUAAUAGAGCAAUAAUUUCAUUAUGGACGACGAAAAUGGCAAGAAUUACAAACCUCCCAACUUCCCCGUUGAAAAUGCCGCCGGAUAUCCUCACAACGCCGGGCAUUCAUACGACGAGGACGACGACAACGAAGAGGAGGAAUACGUGGAGAACGGGGAUGACGACGAUGACGACGACGGAGGAAACGGCGUCCAGAGAAUAAGCAACAAUGACUACGAAUAUGGAGACAAGGACGAAACAGAUGAAGAGGAUUUAGGUGAUUUGGAAAGGCACGCAAAGAAGAGAAAACUCAAAACCCUCUUGUCAAGCUACGAGUUCGCCCCUCGUGCACCCGCUCCUUCGGCGACAACUACUGUCCCCGCCGUCACCGUCACCACCGCCGCUGCCGCUCCAUCGGGUUCUGCUCCGAAACCCUCGUAUGGCGGGAGAAACCCGCUCACCGAUUGGACCGAGCACGAGACGUUCGUUUUGCUCGACGCUUGGGGCGAGCAAUUUCUCAAGCAAGGUAGAAAAAGCCUCCGAUCCGAAGAGUGGCAGGCCGUCGCCGACAAAGUCUCGCAAGAAUCGAACAUCGAACGAACCGAUACUCAGUGCCGUAACCGUCUCGACACGUUGAAAAAAAAGUACAAAAAGGAGAAGAUGAAGUCAGGAAAGGCGCCGGGCGAUUGGGUUUAUUUCAAGAAGCUCGACGAGCUUCUGUCGUUGCUUCCGCAGCAAGCCGGGCUUUCGUGCGGAGUCGAUUCAGGCGAGUAUGUGAUCAUGAAUCCGAAGGCUUACGCGAACGGAUCGGACGAGAUGGUAAGGGAUAGUCCGGCGAAUUCCGAGUCGGCCGCUGCCGGAGAAGAGCUCUCCGACGACCUCCCGCCGGCGAAGACGAAGAACGGGCGGGAAAAGGGCGAUUCGUUUAAAUUGUUGGCGGAUUCAAUUCAGAAAUUUAGCGAUACGUAUUUGAAGAUCGAGAAUAGUAAGAGACGGCAAAUGGUGGAGCUGGAGAAGAUGAGGAUGGAGUUUCACAGAGAUUUGGAGCUGCAGAAGAGGCGGAUUUUGGAGAGGACGCAGGCGGAGAUCGAGAAAAUCCGGCAAGGCGAGGGGGAGGAAGAAGACGACGAUAACGAUAACGACGUGUCGAAUUGAUCGACGGAUUGUUCGCCGGAGAAGAAGGGAUGAAGGAAUGUUAUUUGUUGUAUUAUAGUGUGUGCCUCUUGCUCGAGCUUGAGCUUGAGAUUCAUCCAUGGCGGCAGCGGAAAACUUACAGUUACAGAAGUAGGUAAUUACAGGUGGUUAAUAUUUAAUAAAAACUUACUUGGAUGUCAAAAUGGCACGCCUUAUUAUUAUUAUUAUUAUUGUUAUUGUUAUUAUUUGUGAGGAUGGUGUUCUGUUUUGGUUAGGGCUUUUUAUUUGUUUUUUUUGGUUAUUAGAUCUAUUGUGAUUUGAGAGUUUCUAACAAAUGUUGGUUUUGGUCAUUUUGUUCUGUACGAUUUGCUUGGUUCAAAUGCUUACGUUUUGAUGUUUUGGCUUUGAAUA